AUGGAGUUCAGGGGGUAUGAGACUAAAUGUAAGUUACUAGUUUAUGCUAUAGUAGUUAUUUAUUUUUGCACAACGGCUGACGCGCAGGCGAGUUGUAAAUUGAAGGCCAAAUUCAAUUUAAAUGGUUAUAAAAGUGUGGAAAAGAAAACGGUGGUCAUAGGCGGCAUGUUUUCCGUUCACAACCACCUUGCUUCAACUGCUAGCAACACGACAUCGGAACCUGUAUCGACUGGAUGCGAAGGAUUUAACUUCCGUGCCUUCCGCUGGACACAGACCAUGCUGUUUGCCAUUAAGGAAAUAAAUGCUAGUCCAGACCUCCUGCCAGAGACAGAUCUGGGCUACGUCAUCUAUGACUCGUGCUUCACCAUCUCCAAAGCAGUGGAGGGCACCCUGACCUACCUCACAGGGCAGGACGAGGCCGUGCCCAACUACCGCUGUGGCUCUGGACCCCCACUGGCUGCUCUAGUGGGGGCGGGCGGGUCUGACCUCUCCAUCGCCACAGCUCGCAUCCUAGGCCUCUACUACUUCCCUCAGGUGAGUUAUUCAUCGUCCUGCUCUGUGCUGGAAAGUCAGUUCCAGUUCCCCACGUUCCUGCGCACCAUCCCCAGUGAUGUCCACCAGUCCUCAGCCAUGGCCCAGGUGGUGCUGCACUUCGGCUGGACGUGGGUGGGCACCAUAGCGUCUGAUGACGACUAUGGCAAGUACGGCAUCAAGGAGUUCAAGGAGCAGGUGGAGGAGGCGGGCGUGUGCAUCUCCUUCUCCGAGACACUGCCCAAGGUCAGCUCGUCCGAGGACAUCCAACGGAUCGUGCAGGCAGUGGUGAAGUCCACUGCCAAGAUCGUCGUAGUCUUCUCCUCGGACGUGGACCUCAGCCCGCUGCUGGACGAGCUGCUCCAGCAGAAUGUCACCAACCGCACGUGGAUUGCCAGCGAGGCCUGGGUCACCUCGGCAGCCAUCGCACGCCACCCGGGCAUACAGCAGGUGCUGGGCGGCACGCUGGGCUUCGGCCUGCGCCACGCCGACAUCCCCGGCCUGCAGGCCCACCUGCUGAACAUCGACCCGUACGAGCACCCGCUCACCGAGGAGUUCUGGGAGACGGCGUUCAACUGCACACUGGACUACGGCCGUGCCCUGCGCAACGGCAAGGCCAGGGCUGUGCGGGCGGCCCUGGAGGCCGGCAACACCACGGCGACCCGGGCAGUGGCCAGGGUGGUGCCAGAGGGCCUGUGCUCAGGCCGUGAGUCUCUGCAGCAUCUGAACAACACCUACACAGACGUAUCCCAGCUGCGGCUUACCUACAGCGUCUACAAGGCCGUCUACACUGUAGCGCAUGCCCUGCACAACCUAGAGCACUGUGAGCCAGGGAAAGGGCCCUUUGAGAACGGGACCUGCGCAGACAUUGACAACUUUGAACCUUGGCAGUUGAUGUACUACUUGAAAAACGUCCAAUUCGUUGUACGGCACACGGGUGAGAGGUUUGAAUUCAAAGACGGAGAUGUGGAUGGCCUGUAUGACAUCAUCAACUGGCAGAUGACUCCAGCGGGGGAGCUCUCUUACGUACAGGUCGGCUUCUACAACAGCACCGCUCCAGACAACUCCAGGAUGACCAUAAACAAUGCCUCCAUCAUCUGGAACAAUGACGUCCUAGAGGUACCACACUCUGUGUGCAGUGAGAUAUGCCAACCAGGCACCAGGAAAGGCAUCAGGCAGGGGGAGCCCGUCUGCUGCUUUGACUGCAUCCCUUGUGCAGAUGGAGAAAUCAGUAACACUACAGAUUCUCGAGCAUGUAUCCAGUGCAGUGAGGACUACUGGUCCAAUGCCAAUCGUGACACCUGCGUGCCAAAGACCAUUGAGUUCCUGGACUUUGGGGAGCCCCUGGGCAUCACGCUGAUUGCGAUCUCUGCGUUCGGGGCGCUGGUGACCAUCGUGGUGGCCGGCGUGUUCCUGGUGCACCUGCGCACGCCCAUGGUGCAGGUGAACGACGCGCUGCUCAGCUUCUUCCUGCUCUUCUCGCUGGUGGUCACCUUCCUGUGCUCCAUCGUCUUCCUCGGCGAGCCGCAUCCCUGGUCGUGCAUGACCAGCCAGGUGGCCCUGGCCCUGGGCUUCGCCCUCUGCCUCUCCUCCAUCAUGGGCAAGUCCGUCAUCCUCAUGCUCCGCGCCUGUGCCAUCAAGCAAGUCCGGUCUGCCGCAAAGGCCGCCGCCAAAGCAGCAGCAGCCGCCACCGCUGCCGAGCAGAGCCCGGACGUCGUGCAGACCACGCCGGCUCCCCCUGCGCCCAAGACUGACGCGGACGCCCUCAAGCCGGCCCACCAGCGGGCGAUGGUGGUGGUGUGCACCCUCGUCCAGGCGGUGGCCUGCACCGUGUGGCUGUGCCUGCUCCCCCCACACCCCACCAAGAACAUGGCCUCGCAGAACAUCAAGAUCAUCCUGGAGUGCGACCCAGGCAGCGUGGUCUUCAUCAGCUGCAUCUUCGCCUACGACAUCCUGCUGGCGCUGCUGGCGUUCGGCUUCGCCUUCACUGCCCGCAAGCUGGAGGACCACUUCAGCGAGGCGAAGUCCAUCACCUUCGGCAUGCUGGUCUUCUUCAUCGUCUGGAUCUCCUUCGUGCCGGCCUACCUGAGCACGCGUGGCAAGUUCAUGGUGGCCGUGCAGAUCUUUGCCAUCUUGGCCUCCAGCUUCGGCCUGCUGGCCUGCAUCUUCUUGCCCAAGUGCUACGUGCUGCUGGUCAAGCCCGAGCAGAACACCCAGGAGCAAAUGAGGCCGCGGGUCAAGGGCGCGGACGGCUCCAACACAGGCACCUCCGCCUCGCUCACCACCACCACCGUCUCCACUGUGAGCGUGGACGGCUGAUGGCUGACCGGCACGUGCCUCACCCUCCUCUCUCAAUGGGGCUGUGUUACGGCCUGUUCCGCACUUUAGCCAUGUCAUUGGGGGUCUGUCUAGAUUUGGUACCACAUUGGACACUGGUGGCAUUUUGCUGAAACAAAGCUUAAUCAAUGGCUUCGUACUGUAACAGCCCAAAAGUCUCUGAAGCAAAUGCCAACAUUAGGAAUAGAGAUGCUCAUUCAGUCCCUAAAUAUAUAGCUUAUAAUGCAUAAGAAUACAAUACCCUCCUCCCUCAUCCUCAACUCAUCAGCAGUUCACUUGGUUAGAUAGCCCAGGAAUACUUGGUUGCAAUCAAUUCCCAAUUCAAAUAAUUUAUUGAUUCAUUAUUUAUGUCAGUUCUAUUGUGUUAUUAAUCAGUGAAGUGAAUGAAAUUUAAUGACCAGAUUCAAUUAAAUUGCUGGUACCGUGUACAUAGUAAUGUGACAUGACUUCAACAGCUGUUACGUCAGAGUCAAUAUCUAGU
Messenger RNA from Alosa alosa (allis shad), 3349 nucleotides. Its product is annotated as vomeronasal type-2 receptor 1. Gene Ontology annotation, cellular component: membrane. Bases 1 to 2850 code for a protein of 949 amino acids. Gene Ontology annotation, biological process: G protein-coupled receptor signaling pathway. The transcript has 6 exons. Lineage: Eukaryota; Metazoa; Chordata; Actinopteri; Clupeiformes; Clupeidae. Gene Ontology annotation, molecular function: olfactory receptor activity; G protein-coupled receptor activity. The record is from RefSeq and is a predicted model, not a curated record.